Messenger RNA from Lobosporangium transversale, 1093 nucleotides. Its product is annotated as Nse4 C-terminal-domain-containing protein. NCBI's taxonomy places the organism in Eukaryota, Fungi, Mortierellomycota, Mortierellomycetes, Mortierellales, Mortierellaceae. Gene Ontology annotation, biological process: DNA repair. The coding region runs from base 6 to 1043 and encodes 345 amino acids. The record is from RefSeq and is a predicted model, not a curated record. The transcript is spliced from 5 exons. Gene Ontology annotation, cellular component: nucleus; Smc5-Smc6 complex.
AAUAAAUGAUCAUGUCAUACGAAAUGGAGCAAGACAUGAAUCAAGAUGAUUACAUGGAGCAGGACGAUUUAGUAAGAGAACAAGAGAAGGAGCGAAUAAAGAAUGAAAAGAGAGAGAUUCGUCAAAAAUACCGGAAGCUCAUCUCGGACACCGAAGAGCAUCGGAAGGAGCUUAUGGACCCGACGAAUAAUGGGCUUCUGGCGAAUGUAGAUCAAGCAAAUAGGUUGUACAAGCAUGUAUUUGGAACCCAUGAGGCGACACUGGAUGCAAAACUGCUGGUCACUACAGCUGACUUGGGUAUGCAAAAAGCUAAACAUCUGCGGAUGGGACAAGGAGGAUUCGAUGAAACGGAAUAUCUCACGCGACUAGUCAAUCAGAUGGGUGGCCAUGACAUUGAUAGCGAGCAUAUUGGUAUGGAUUGGGCCAAGAUUGGACGUAUGGCCGUCAAAUGGACGCGGAGAGCGCCUACCAUGGAUUUCAUGUUGGGACCAAUGUCUGUAGAACACAAAUCAAGGGCGCCCAUUCACAGACAAAAGAUUGUUAGAGAUCCAAACGCGAUGAGGAAACCUCAGGAGCUGCGAGAAGAAGAUAUUGCGCGACAGGAGAACGAGACCACGAAGAAUGUGAUGCAGAUUGCAGAGAUUCUGGAGAAUUGUACUGAUAAGAUUAAUCUGUUUGAACUAGUCAUCAACCCUGAAUCAUUUGGCCAGACUGUCGAAAAUAUAUUCUAUCUGUCCUUUUUGGUACGUGAUGGUAAAGUGAGCAUCACAGAGGAGGACAUGGAUGAUCCUAACCGUGGUCAAUAUGGUGAAGACGAUGAGAUUCCGGAGCCGAAGGAAGGUGCCAACAUCCAACCCAUGGUUGAGCUGACAGAGAUGCCCACAGCAGAAGAUUAUCAGGGUGGAUUGCUCAAGAAGCAAAUGGUUAUGGACAUUGAUAUGGCUAUGUGGAGACAACUCAUUGAUGUAUACGAUAUCCGGAGAACCAUGAUUCCUACGCGUCGUGUCAAGGAUCAUGUCGAGAAGGGCAAAUGGUAUGGUUAAGUUAGAAAACAUGGGAUGUAUUUUAAAGCAACUGUAAUAUAAUGGCAAAG